This is a messenger RNA of Salarias fasciatus (jewelled blenny), 2419 nucleotides long. RefSeq names its product poly(rC)-binding protein 2-like. The coding region runs from base 234 to 1208 and encodes 324 amino acids. The transcript has 13 exons. Gene Ontology annotation, molecular function: RNA binding. Lineage: Eukaryota; Metazoa; Chordata; Actinopteri; Blenniiformes; Blenniidae. The record is from RefSeq and is a predicted model, not a curated record.
UGCGCUUGGUCUUUUGUGCAGAGCAGAAGAGAAGAGUGGAGUCCGAUCGAACAGCGGCGUCUCUUCCCUCUUCCCCGGAUCCUCUCAAAACUCCCUCCCGAACCUCUCCCCCUUCCACCCUUGUCACCCUACCCACCCCCUGAACACACCUCGACGGACGGUUCGGACGCUCAACCAGUGACCAAAGACCCACUUUGCUGACCAGUGUUUACUGCGUGGACUUAGCUGCAGCGAUGGACACCAGUCUAGUUGAAGGAGGACUUAAUGUCACCUUAACCAUCAGGUUACUCAUGCACGGAAAGGAGGUUGGAAGCAUCAUUGGCAAGAAAGGAGAGUCAGUGAAGAAGAUGAGAGAGGAGAGUGGUGCUCGUAUCAACAUCUCAGAGGGAAACUGUCCAGAGAGGAUCAUAACCCUCGCUGGACCCACCACCUCCAUCUUUAAAGCCUUCUCCAUGAUCAUACAGAAACUGGAGGAGGACAUCAGCACCUCAAUGACUAACAGUACGGCCACCAGCAAACCGCCAGUCACCAUGCGCCUCGUCGUUCCUGCCAGUCAGUGCGGCUCGCUCAUUGGCAAGGGAGGCUGCAAGAUCAAAGAAAUCAGAGAGUCGGCAGGAGCUCAGGUACAAGUAGCAGGGGACAUGUUGCCCAACUCCACAGAGCGUGCCAUCACUGUUGCAGGGACCCCACAGUCCAUCAUCGAGUGUGUCAAGCAGAUCUGCGUCGUCAUGCUCGAGUCUCCACCAAAAGGAGUGACCAUCCCGUACAGACCCAAACCCUCAGGCUCUCCUGUCAUCUUUGCAGGUGGUCAGGCAUAUGCUGUCCAAGGACAGCACCCCAUUCCACAGCCUGAUGUAAGUGAAGGGCCCUCUCUCACCAAACUUCACCAGCUGGCCAUGCAGCAGAGCCCCUUCUCUGUGGCGCACGGCAACGAGGCCUUCCAGGCUGGGAUGGACGCUUGUGCACAAACCGGCUCUCAUGAGCUGACCAUUCCAAAUGAUCUCAUUGGCUGCAUCAUCGGCCGUCAGGGCGCAAAGAUCAAUGAGAUCCGUCAGAUGUCGGGGGCUCAGAUCAAGAUCGCCAACCCUGUGGAGGGUUCGACUGACAGACAGGUCACCAUCACGGGCUCCCACGCCAGCAUCGGCCUGGCCCAGUACCUGAUCAGUGCCCGGCUGUCUUCUGAAACUACUGGACUUGCAGCCAACUGACAUGGAGGAUUCUCAUCAGCACCUAAUGUAACCCCCCUCCCUACUUUUUACCAAGAGGUCCCUUAUUGAACUUAAUGCAAAAACCAAGUACUCACUGUUUUUGUCCUCUGCUUUGGUUAGACCACCUACUCGGUUGUAAUUGCACCAUCAUCAUGAUAUUGGUAUUUUAUUUAUUUAUUAUGUUUUUAAAUUCCCUUUGCAUAUAAUUUUUUAAAAUGACUUCCUUCUGUUGUAUUUUUUUCCUUACUAUUUUGCUGUAUAUCUGUAUGAUCUUCUUGAUAUACUGUAGGUAAAAAAAAAAAGUUUUAGAAAAAUCUGAAAAGGCAAAUGUUUUUUCUUAUGUCAGAUUUUUCUUAGAAAAUGUAAAAAUGAAGAAAAAAAAAAGAAUAACACUAUAGAUGGACUGUUCUCUCCCUUCCUUUUUUGAAUAUCUAUUUAUUUUUAUUUAAUACACGCCGCUCCUUGUACGAGUAGAAUCAUGGACAUCUGCCAGCUGUACUUCCAGAGCGAGUUGUUGUGGGUUUAACGGGUUUCACUGGGUGGAAAUAAUCUCCAGCUGAAGAUGUAUGCAGGAAAAUAAACAAAAAAGGAAAAAAAAAAAAAAAAGAAAAAAAAAGUGUCACAGUGGAAAGGUGAUUCAGCCCUAAUUUUGUGUGGGUUCAGAAGAGAUUUCUAAGCUACAUGAUGUCUCACCUUUUAAUUUACUGAGUAAUACUGUUAAGUGUCAUUCCUGUUUCCAUCCGUUUUCUUUCUCCGUCAGGACUUUUGAGCUCCGCUGAGAUGAGGGUGGGUGGGCCUCGGUAUCUGGGAGCGGGUCGAAAUGAGAGGAAAAUAUUUUCUUUUCUCUGAAAUUACUAAGACCACAGUGAUGAUGAUGGCGAUAACAUUGAAAUGUUUGUUUUAAAUAGAGAAAAUAUUUUUUUUAACUGCAGGGCUGGGGAAUGCUGCAAGGGGCAAAAACUACAAGACAUAUUGGUCUUUAUAAGUAUAUUAUGCUGAGGUAUUAAAUUAUGAUUAACUAGAAGGAGAACUAUAGAAUUAACACUAGUUUCCUGCUAUCCUUUUUUGCCUGGGUCAGAUUUUAUUUUUUAUUAUUCUUUGCAGGAUGAAGAAACUCACGUUUUGUGCACGUUUUCAAACUAUUGUAGAUCUGGGUGCAAUUAAAUUGUUGAAGAAAUGAAAUGCAGAAAUAAAAGAUGUGAAAUGCUUUA